Meira miltonrushii is the source of this 1398-nucleotide messenger RNA. Its product is annotated as enolase. The transcript has 3 exons. NCBI's taxonomy places the organism in Eukaryota, Fungi, Basidiomycota, Exobasidiomycetes, Exobasidiales, Brachybasidiaceae. Gene Ontology annotation, biological process: glycolytic process. Gene Ontology annotation, cellular component: phosphopyruvate hydratase complex. Gene Ontology annotation, molecular function: phosphopyruvate hydratase activity; magnesium ion binding. The coding region runs from base 1 to 1398 and encodes 465 amino acids. The record is from RefSeq and is a predicted model, not a curated record.
AUGGAAUCUCUUACUGCUUCCCAAAUUUUUGACUCCCGUGGCAAUCCAACAGUUCGCGUGGUAUUGCGUCUGAAAGAUCGACAGGGAGUUGCAGGGCAAUUCGAAGCUCAAGUUCCCUCAGGCGCAUCAAAAGGUUCUUAUGAAGCCCAUGAGUUACGUGACGGGGGGGAAAAGUAUGGUGGGCAAGGAGUUAGUAAGGCGGUUAAUUUUGUCAAUAAAAUUAUUGGUCCUGCUUUGAUGGAUAAAGUAAACAUUGGCGAGAUUCGGCUGAACGAGCAAAGUAAGAUCGAUGAUUUCUUAUGUCAGCUUGAUGGCACCGAGAAAAAGGAAAAGAUGGGUGCCAACGCACUUCUUGCUGUCAGCAUGGUAUGCACUCGGGCAGGCGCGGCUAUACAAGGGAAAGAGCUUUUUGAACAUUUAGCGCUACUCUCGGGAAUGCCGACUGAUAACUUCAUCUUACCCGUCCCGUUUAUGAAUCAAAUCAACGGAGGCGUUCAUUCCGGCAAUACAUUGGCUUUCCAAGAGUUUAUGAUUGCCCCGGUAGGAGCACAGACCUUUACUCAUGCUAUGCAAAUCUGUACCGAAAUUUACCAUACUCUCAAGUCUAUCAUCAUCGAACGAUCAGGAAAGGCCGCUACUGGUCUGGGAGACGAGGGUGGAUUUGCGCCUCCUCUGAAAUCCGCAGAUGAAGCUCUUCACUUGCUAGAAUUGGCAACAUUAAAAGCCGGCUAUAGUGUCUACCGAAACCAAAGCGGUCAGCAGCACGGAGAUGUAGCCUUUGGAAUCGACCCUGCAUCGUCCGAAUUCUUUGACAAAAAAAGGAAAUUAUAUGAUCUCGGUUUCAAGUUCGACCCACAUGAUAAGGCGAAGUCUGAUUUUUGUCUCUCUAGCUCAGAGCUUGGUGAGGUAUAUGAAUCAAUUUGCAAAAAAUAUAGUGUCAUCUUGUUAGAGGAUCCAUUUGCUGAAGACGAUUUUGAUUCAUGGAAGAAUUUUACGAGAGAGCAUUCCUGCGGUCUUGAAAUUGUUGGUGACGACCUUUUGGCCACAAACCCUAAGCGAAUUCGGAUUGGAAUCGAGCAAGCGCUUUGUAAUAGCCUUCUUUUGAAAAUCAAUCAGAUCGGAACGAUCACUGAAGCUAUCGAAAGUGCGCAGCUCGCACGGAACAAUGGAUGGAGGGUAUUUGUUAGUCACCGAAGCGGCGAAACGGUUGAUGAUUUUAUUGCCGAUUUGGCAGUCGGGCUAAGGACGGGUCAUUUGAAAUGUGGAGCGCCGGCGCGUGGAGAGAGAUUGGCAAAAUACAACCGGCUCCUUGCCAUCGAAUCUAUUUUGCAAUCGCGUCAAGAGAAGAUCAAGUACAGCUAUGCCGGAUAUAAUACCCAAGCGGCUGAAAAAAAAUAG